Molecule: messenger RNA, 834 nt
Organism: Phoenix dactylifera (date palm)
Lineage: Eukaryota; Viridiplantae; Streptophyta; Magnoliopsida; Arecales; Arecaceae
Source: RefSeq, a predicted model, not a curated record
AGCUAUUCGCUAAUGGAAAUGCAAAGCUAGCUUCCAUUUGAUUUCUUUCUUUCUUUCUUUCUUUCUUUGAGGUGGAGAGAAGCAAAGGAUCGACACAGAUGAACCACGUUUCAAUGCAACACAAUCUUGCCGGCCAGUCGGGAUUGACGAAGGCUAAGCUCAGUCAUGGCGAGGCCGAGCCCCCGGCAUGCCCGAAGCCUCGUAGGCCAGGUCUGGCUGUGCAGGAGUUCCUAUAUCCCCUCAACUGUAAGCACAGCCAUUCCAGCCACCAAGGGAGCAGUGAUGUUCUAGGCAUGAUAUCAAGCAAGAAUGAUGCAGGAAGAGAAGCUAUGAGCACAGGAUGCCCACCUUCAUGUUAUUGUGGAUCUCCUCCAACCAGAUCAGAUAACCCAUUGGUGCAUGAUGUUCAAUUUGUCCAUCAGGUGAAAGAACGGAUAAAGUUGUUUGACAAGUUCAGUUAUAGCUCUACUUCUCCGAUAUGAGGCUCAGAGUUUGGAAUUCAAUGACAGGCUUGCUCCAUAAACUGGUUAUCAACUGGAGCUUCUGCUGUAACAUCCAUAACUUGAUACUACAGCAGACAAAAGUUGAACUCUCUAAGAGAUCAGCCAAUGAAUCUUUGCAUAAUAAAAUAUACCUAAAUUUGGAGAAGUAAUAAUCAUUAACCUGACGAAUAGUCUUUUCCCUUCUUUAAACUUAUAUGGGGCCAAUUUUGGCCAAAGGGCUCUGUCUAUAUGCAGGAAUGGCAAUAAUAUUUGUUGGAGUUUGUGUGCCUAUGCAUUAAAAAUGCAUCUCAAAAACACUUGUGAAUAAUAUGAUGAUGUUCAAAUGAGGUCA